This is a messenger RNA of Diachasmimorpha longicaudata, 4169 nucleotides long. RefSeq names its product 1-phosphatidylinositol 4,5-bisphosphate phosphodiesterase gamma-1 (gene sl). The record is from RefSeq and is a predicted model, not a curated record. NCBI's taxonomy places the organism in Eukaryota, Metazoa, Arthropoda, Insecta, Hymenoptera, Braconidae. Gene Ontology annotation, molecular function: phosphatidylinositol-4,5-bisphosphate phospholipase C activity; protein binding. Gene Ontology annotation, biological process: phosphatidylinositol-mediated signaling; positive regulation of epithelial cell migration; phospholipid catabolic process. Bases 268 to 4026 code for a protein of 1252 amino acids. The transcript has 3 exons.
CACAGUUCUACUCUAGUUGUGGCAACCGCAACUGCUGUUAUCUAAAUUUGCACCAGUUGCUGAAUUGCUUCUGCAUGAAAGCGCAGGCGGAAAUGCUGCACAGCUGAUUACAUGCUCGAUAUAUCAUUAAGAUAUGGAUAAAUGGAUUAUUCGAUCUGCUUGAGGAUUUCCAGAACAGCCAUGAAUCGCUCGAUAGCACUUCACUAGAACCCAGAAGACACUUCUUAGUAACAUAAAAAUUAUUGAGGAGAUACAUCCACUGAACAAAUGUUGGACAAGCCGAUGAAGAUGAGCGGAAUCAUCCCCGAGAUGGAGCAGAUAAUAAGCCAGCUGGAGCGGGGUACAGUUGUCACAAAAUUCUUCCAGCGAAAGAAACCCGAGAAGAAGACUCUGAUGAUCCGGAGGGAGACGAGGCAGGUUGUCUGGGCGAAGAGUUCCACAUACCGGCCCUUCGAUGGCUCCAUCGAGAUCCGAGAGAUAAAAGAGAUUGUCGUUGGGAAGAAUUCCAAAGAAUUUGAUAAGUGGCCAGAGGACUCGAAGAAGAUUGAGAACCUAAGGUGCUUUGUCAUUUAUUAUGGUUCUGAGUUUCGUCUGAAAACUCUCUCAGCUUCCGCCUUCAGUGAGAAAGAAUGCGAGCUUUGGGUGAAGGGUCUCCGCUACCUGGUGAAAGACACGAUAAACGCACCAUACCCACUGCAAGUGGAGCGUUGGCUGCGGAAGGAGUUCUACUUCAUGGAGAACAGCCGAGAGAUGGUGACUCUCAAGGAUAUAAAAAGCUUCAUGCCCAGGGCCUCAUGCAAAAUCUCCACGAACAAACUUCGUGAAAUGUUCCAGCAAGUGGACACCCGUGAUCGAACUGAGUUGGGUUUCGACGACUUCGUCACCCUCUACCACAAACUGAUGAUCGACCUGAACAUCUUCUCUGAUUGGGAGCUCCUGCGUCUGAAAUAUUCAAAAAGUGGGAACACCGUGACUCUAGCGGAAUUUCAGAGCUUCCUGGCGAGCGAGCAGAAUGACCCAAUGGGUUCUAGUCCCUCACAGGUGUCCAAAUUCAUGAGAGAUUACCUCCAGGAUCCCCAGCGAGAUGUCCAGGAUCCCUACUUCACUUGUCACGAGUUCAUAGACUUUCUGUACUCAAAGCAAAACGACAUCUGGAACGACAAAUACAACACACCGAGCCAGGAUAUGAGACGACCCCUGUCCCACUACUGGAUAGCUUCCUCCCAUAACACGUACCUCAUGGGGGAUCAGAUCAGCAGCGAGAGCAGCUGUCAGGCCUACGUGAGAGCCCUGAGGGCAGGCUGUCGUUGCAUUGAACUCGACUGCUGGGACGGCCCUGAUGGAAUGCCCUUCAUCUUUCACGGUCAUACCCUAACGACUAAAAUUAAAUUUUUUGACGUCAUCAAGACUAUCAAAGAACACGCUUUUGCAACAUCAGAAUAUCCGGUUAUAAUAUCGAUUGAGGACAACUGCACGCUUCCUCAACAGCGGAAAAUGGCUGCUACGAUGCAAGAAGUCUUUGGAGAGAGUCUACUGACUCAGCCUAUCGAUAAAAGCGAGAGCUCGUUACCCUCGCCUCAUGCCCUUCGUGGAAAAAUCAUUCUCAAACACAAGAAACUUCCUGAAGGGGUCGAUGAAUCGACAUUCAUAGCCAGGAACAACGAGCACCUCCCCCAUGAGAUGGACCUCAGGAAUACUGUGAAGAAUGGAAUUCUUUACCUGGAGGAUAUAACCGAGAGAGAGUUCUACCCUCACUUCUUCAUCCUCACGAAGCAGCAUCUUUACUACACAGACACCUUCUCCCAGAGUCAGGAAGUGGAGGAUGUUGAGGAGGACGACAAUGAGGUUGACGAAAACAGAGAGACAGACGUGGCUCAGGCAUCUUCCUUCAACAUAUCAGAUGCUAAAAACAUCUCCAACAUAACGAGAACGAGAAGAGUAAAUGGACAUGCAGUUCCUAAUGAUGAGCUUCAUUACGGGGAGAAGUGGUUUCAUGGGAAGCUUGCAAGUGGCAGAGGAGAGGCUGAGGAGCUUCUGCGGAGGUAUUCUCAUCUAGGGGAUGGAACAUUUCUAGUGAGACAGUGUGUGACAUUCGUGGGAGAUUACUGUCUCUCCUUCUGGAGGAAGGGAAAAGUUAAUCAUUGCAGGAUAAAGUUGAAACAGAGUAUGGGACAGACGCAGUACUACCUGAUAGACACCAUAUGCUUCGAUAGUCUGUAUUCAUUGAUAACUCAUUAUCGUAAUCAUCCACUGAGGAGUCAGGAAUUCCUGAUAACACUCAGAGAACCUGUGCCCCAGCCCUGUAAACACGAGGAGAAGGAGUGGUGGCAUAGCCAGUGCACGAGGGGAAUGGCUGAGGAUGUGCUCAAGAGAAUACCAACUAAUGGUGCAUUUUUGGUUCGCCCCAGUGAAAAGGAUAGUAAUAAUAGUUAUGCCACGUAUGCUAUAUCGUUUAGGGCGGAAAACAAGAUCAAACAUUGCAGGAUUAAGUUCGAGGGACGAUUGUACACAGUUGGAUCCAUUCAAUUCGAGAGUCUCGUCGAACUCGUCAGCUACUACGAACGUCAUCCCUUGUACAAAAAAGUCUGGCUCUCUUACCCCAUCAGUUCUGACAUUAUGAGCAAUGUACUGAGCUCUGGGGACUCGGGUAAUCCCCUCUCCCAGAUCACUGAUGACAUUGACAGUGAAAACGAUUGUGACAUGCCUGGGUACAUGGAUCCAGCGGCAUUUCUGUCGAAGAUAACAGUUAAAGCUACUUACGAUUACAAAGCCAGACGUGAUGAUGAGUUGACUCUUGUCAAACACGCGAUUAUCACAAAUGUUCAUCGACAAGAUGGCGGCUGGUGGAGAGGGGAUUAUGGAGGAAAGAAGCAGCAUUGGUUUCCGGCAAAUUAUGUUGAGGAAAUUGAUUCUAUUGAGGGACUCGAGGGGUCUGAGGGCCAACAUUUGGACCCCACUGAGGCCAUGCUCCUGGGACACCUGCAGAAGGGGGCCCUGGACAUCACUGGAGCUGUGGUGGAGAUUGCGGUGGCUGACAGGCCGGAGUUGGAGUGGAGUAUCAAGAUUCAGAAUCCUAAUAUGUGCUCGGUCUUUGAGGCAUGUACACCGUCCAAGGACAUCGCUCUGGAGUGGGUUGCUGCCAUCAAAGAGACCGCACAACAUGCCAAUGUCAGGGAGAAUCAGAAUAAGGAAAUUGAGAGGGCGUUGAGGAUAGCCAAAGAAAUGUCAAAUCUCAUUAUCUACUGCAGAUCAGUGGCUUUUGAUAUGGAGAGGAUAAAUUCCAAGAAUUUUAUUUUCCAGGAGAUGAGUAGUUUUCCAGAGACUAAGGCUGAAAAACUCAUAUGCCAGCAGGAGCACCCGUUCUUCCUGAAGUAUCAUCAGAUUCAGUUCAGCAGGGUUUAUCCCAAGGGACAGAGAAUUGAUUCUUCGAAUUACAAUCCUGUGCCUUUUUGGAAUGCUGGGUGUCAGAUGGUGGCACUUAAUUAUCAGACUGGGGACAAAGCCAUGCAGCUCAAUCAGGCGAAAUUCAGGGAGAAUGGUAACUGUGGAUAUGUCCUGAAGCCUGAGUUCAUGAUGCAGGAGGGGUACUACACGUAUGAUAAGAGGACGGUGAGGGGGGUGGAUACCAUGAGGUUUCAACUGAAGAUCGUCGGGGCUAGGCAUCUUCAUAAACAUGGCAGGGGCACUGCGAGUCCUUAUGUGGAGGUGGAAAUCGUUGGAGCUGAGUAUGACAGUGGAAAUAAACUCACGACUAAAACCAUUUCAGAUAAUGGGUUCAAUCCGAUGUGGAAUGAGAUCUGUGAGUUCGAUGUUGUUAAUCCAAAUUUUGCGAUGUUGAGGUUCCUCGUGCAGGAUGAGGAUGUCUUUGGGGACUGCAAUUUUUUGGGGCAAGCUACAUAUCCGGUCCAAUGUCUUCGAACUGGCUACAGAAGUGUGCCAUUGAAGAAUCAGUACAGUGAAGACCUGGAAUUAGCCACUCUACUAGUGCACAUAUCAAUAACAAAAAUUCCUUCCUCAUCAAAGUGAUGAAAAUUGAAUUUUUUAACAUGAGAUUUCAAUUCUUUUUUUUAUUGACAAAAUUGUAUAUUGCUGAUUUUAUAUUCAUUACUGUUGAUAGAUCAUGUGAGAGUGAAAUUUAUUAAAGAAAAUACGAGUUUACGUUCGGAUAA